UUAGGUGCUUGCCAUAUUCAUUGAAAACGUGAAUUUUGCAGAGAGAUUGUUCGAUUUGAACCCGGAUAAUGGUGGUGGGGGUAUCACCAGGACAGAGUCGUCUUUAGAAGCGUCCAGAUCUGAAGGAGAAGUCUUUUAGAACACAUGGCUAUGCAUAUAGUACUUCUCUUUUGCUUUCUCUGGUUCUUUGACCGUGGCUGCUAUGCAUCUAUAUCUAGAGAAAGUCCUUUGUCACUAGGAGGACAAACUCUGAGCUCCCCUAACGAAUCUUACGAGUUAGGAUUCUUUAGUCCUAACAACUCUCGGAACCAGUACGUCGGGAUCUGGUUCAAGAAAAUCACACCGCGGGUGGUCGUGUGGGUGGCCAACAGAGAAACCCCGAUCACAACCCCUUCCGCAAACCUCACCAUCAGCGUAAACGGUAGUCUCGUCUUGCUCGACGGCAGACAAAACGUUGUUUGGUCGUCAUCAUCAUCAACCAGAGGAGCAUCUACUACCAAUAAGUGUCACGCCAAGCUCUUGGACACAGGGAACCUCGUCGUCGUCGAUGAAGUGUCCGGAACUCUUCUGUGGCAGAGCUUCGAGAACCCUGGGGAUACUCUGCUUCCUCUCUCGUCUCUAACGUACAACCUCGCAUCCAAGGAGAAGCGAGUGUUGACCUGCUGGAAAAGCCGCACCGAUCCAUCUCCCGGCGAGUUUUCCGUCGAGCUGACGCCGCAGGUGCCGUCGCAGAUCGUUACCAUGAAAGGGAGGAGAGUUUACAAGAGAAGCGGUCCGUGGGAUAAGACCGGGUUCACUGGCCUACCGCAGAUGGAGAAAUCGUACGCGAGUCCGUUUAGCCUCUCCCAAGACGUGGCAAACGGGACAGGGACCUUCUCUUAUCUACAGAGAAACUCUCAGCUGAUCACGCGGGUUGUGAUUACGUCAGAGGGAUAUGUUAAGACGUCUCAUUACAAUGGGACAGGGUGGGUUGUGGACUUUUCGACUCCAGGGAACGCAUGCGAUAUCUACGGUGCGUGUGGACCUUUCGGGCUAUGCGUGACGUCGUCCACCACUUCUCCCACGACGAAGUGUGAAUGCAUGAAAGGGUUUGUGCCGAAACACAAAGUGGAGCGGAAACGAGGGAACAAGACUUCUGGAUGUGUGAGACGUAAAGCAUUAUUAUCUUGUGGGAAACGCGGAGAAGACUCCUUUUAUCGUCUUUCGAAUGUGAAACCUCCAGAUCGCUACGAGUACGCAAGCUUUGUUGAUAAAGAUCAGUGCCAACAGGGUUGUCUGAGAAACUGCUCGUGCACUGCUUUUGCGUAUAUUACUGGAAUCGGAUGCUUGCUUUGGUAUCAGGAGCUUAUGGACACAGUUCGGUAUUCCUCUGGAGCAGAGUUUCUCUCAAUUCGUCUUGCAAGCUCAGAACUUGGUGGAAGCAGGAGAACCAUGAUGAUUAUUGCUGGUAGUAUCUGCCUUUCUAUUUUUGUGAUUUUGGCCUUUGCCUCAUAUAAGUACUGGAGAUACAGAGCAAAAAGAAAUGAUUCAUGGAAAAGUGGUCUGGAACAAGAAGAAAUCUCAGGAUUAACUUUCUUUGAGAUGAACACUAUACGAGCUGCUACCGAUAACUUUAAAAUCUCAAACAAACUCGGUGAAGGUGGAUUUGGUCCAGUUUAUAAGGGAAUUUUGUCAGAUAGGAAGGAAAUAGCGGUUAAAAGGCUUUCUAGCAGUUCAGGACAGGGUACAGAAGAGUUCAUGAAUGAAAUAAAACUCAUCUCAAAACUACAACACAGAAACUUGGUUCGGCUUUUGGGAUGCUGCAUUGAUGGAGAAGAAAAGCUACUUAUUUAUGAGUUCAUGGUGAACAAAAGCCUCGAUAGUUUUCUCUUUGAUAUGACUCUAAAGCUUCAGAUUGACUGGCCCAAGAGGUUCAACAUCAUUGAAGGUGUUGCGCGCGGGCUUCUUUAUCUCCAUCGUGACUCAUGCCUCAAGGUCAUACACCGAGACAUGAAGGUCAGCAACAUUCUCUUGGACGAAAACAUGAACCCAAAAAUAUCAGAUUUCGGAUUGGCUCGCAUGUUUCAAGGAACUCAAAAUCAAGACAGCACUCUUAGAGUUGUUGGAACUAUAGGAUACAUGUCUCCUGAGUAUGCAUGGACAGGGAUGUUCUCAGAGAAGUCUGACAUAUAUGCUUUUGGAGUUGUGCUGUUAGAAAUUAUUAGUGGGAUGAAGAUCUCAAGUUUUAAUUGUAGAAAGGAAGGCAAAACCCUUCUUGAAUAUGCAUGGAAUUCUUGGCUUGAGACCGAUGGAGUGGAUCUUUUGGAUCAAGAUAUUGCCAGCUCGGGUUCUCCAGUUGAAGUCGCCAGAUGUGUUCAGAUUGGUCUACUCUGCAUCCUACAGCAAGCUGUUGACAGGCCAAACAUUGCACAAGUAGUGUCCAUGAUCACAACCACAACAGAUCUUCCGAGACCGAAACAACCAGUAUUUGCACUGCAGAUUCACGAUCAAGAGAGUACUGUCUCUUUGGAGUCGGGAAAUCAUAUGACGCAAACUGCAAUUUAUGGGCGAUAGAGUUUUUCCACUAUGCUGAAAAAAUGAGUGUGUGCCACUUAAAUUUUAAAAUACACGGGAUUUGGGGUUUGGUUGUUUCACAAAUUUGAUGUUUGCUUGCAUUGAAACCUCUGUGAAUAUGAAAGUUGGUUUAUAGGCCUGGAAGCGUCCAUGUUAUUUUAUUCA
Raphanus sativus (radish) is the source of this 2718-nucleotide messenger RNA. RefSeq names its product G-type lectin S-receptor-like serine/threonine-protein kinase At1g11280. Gene Ontology annotation, biological process: recognition of pollen; protein phosphorylation. Bases 145 to 2553 code for a protein of 802 amino acids. The record is from RefSeq and is a predicted model, not a curated record. Gene Ontology annotation, molecular function: protein serine/threonine kinase activity; ATP binding. The transcript has 8 exons. NCBI's taxonomy places the organism in Eukaryota, Viridiplantae, Streptophyta, Magnoliopsida, Brassicales, Brassicaceae.